Messenger RNA from Fulvia fulva, 969 nucleotides. RefSeq lists its product as uncharacterized. The coding region runs from base 1 to 969 and encodes 322 amino acids. The transcript has 4 exons. The record is from RefSeq and is a predicted model, not a curated record. NCBI's taxonomy places the organism in Eukaryota, Fungi, Ascomycota, Dothideomycetes, Mycosphaerellales, Mycosphaerellaceae.
AUGACGCAAGACAACAUACCACCUGCCUACCCGAUGCCGACCCAGGAAGAGAGACAGGCUGCACUCGUCGUCGCCGUCAGCCGCAAUCUCGACCCCCAGAUCCAUCUGAGUACUGCAGCUGGAGCAGUCGACAUCAACGCCCAGCCCACGACGUACCCAAUGCCCAACGGCCCCGUACUCAUCACUGUCGACUCCUUCUUCAGAGCCGCUGAAGCCGAGGGCUUCACACCUACCGUGGUCGUCCAGCGGCAUGGUGGCAUCCCUGCGAAGCACCUCCAGACACGCGCGGACAUCCUCAUCCCGCAGGACACGGAACUGAUAGUUGGGAUCAACCUACCCGGCACAACGUUCUAUCAGGUCGCACGUGCUCCUCACCAGCACUUUACACUGCGCGUCGACCUAGGCGACAUGCAAGACGGCGGGAUCAGCGUACCAUGCCCAUCCAUGGACCUCCUCACAGGCAACGUCGUCGAGGUGCGGACUGAAGGCUUCUACGGCCUCGAGUCGCUCAUCGCCCUGCAGACCUUCGCUAUCAAGGGCAUCGGAGGCAUCGUCAACAUUCAAGCCGGCGACUUGAUCUGCUAUGGACUCUGUCCAAUCCCCGCUGUUAAGAACUUCGCGAUCCUCUGUACCAUACACCCCGUCACCGAGAACGCGACGGGUUACAUCAUCAUCCAGCAAAGCGCCGUUCAGGAGAUGCUAGCGGAUAGUGUUCUCGCCUUCGCUGUCGCGUCCCACGUCCCUCUCGAUCCGAACUUCCACGACUACACUGUCAGUUACGAGGCCGUGUCAGCAGCGAGGCAGCAGGAGUUUGCCCAAGAGGACUUCGAGGCCUGCGGCGAGCAAUGCCAGAUCGUCCGCAUUAGAAGAGGGGAUUUGCUUGAGCUUCGCUACAAGCAAGCCAACGGAUUCAAGUAUUGCUGCAACCUGACCACCGGCGACAUCUUCGCACGCGGGCCGAUGGAGUAA